UCGUAUUUAUUUAGAUAAGAAAAAGAAGAAAAAGAAGGGGAGGUAUGGCAAUGGCAAUGGCAAUGGCAAUGGCAAUGACUGGUUGUUGUUCAUCGUCUCCAUCUCUAUCUCGGCAGCAGAAGAAACUAGAGCUGAACAACAACAGACCUUAUCAUCAUCAUCAAUCACGGCGUUGUAUUAUUGAAUCCAAGGCCACAGAAAACGGCGGCGUUGGUCAGCGUAGACGGAUAUGGAGGAGAAGAAAAUUGUCAAAAAAAGAUGAGAUGAUUCGGUACGCACAGGAAAGAACCCCAUUUGUGGAAGAGCAGGUGAGAGACAUAUGGGAGACCGGGAAACUGGUGGGGUACGAUAUAGAGCGGCUGAAGCUGUGGGAGGAUAAUGUUUUUGUUUUUGUCAACAAUUUGGCUGAAGAGGCCAAUGAGUUGGUAGAACAAAACAAAGACGAAUAUGGGGGAAAGAAGAAAGCAAUACUUCACGCUAUAAGCAACAGGAUGAAUGAGAUGGGAUUUUAUCGACCAGAGGCUUAUAUGCGAAGUGAUCCUUUCAAGCAUAUCACGAAGAUGGAUAUCGUUGAUGAUGAGGAGUAAAUGUGAUGUAGGACUAGUUGGUAUUGCUGAAUGCAGGGUGUUUUGGGGUGUAUGACCUAGAAGGGGAUACAUUAGUACUACAUUCGGUGUUUGUUCCUAGAGUGGUAGUUGUUUAUUUUGACAAUUUGUCAAUCAAUUUGUUUUGAACCUUAAUUGUAUUGGAAAUGAUAAUAGUACCACUAUCUUUUAUUAAUUCAUCACAAUAUACAUGUUUUAUUUUGACUA
Messenger RNA from Erigeron canadensis, 812 nucleotides. Its product is annotated as protein PLASTID TRANSCRIPTIONALLY ACTIVE 7. The record is from RefSeq and is a predicted model, not a curated record. Gene Ontology annotation, cellular component: plastid-encoded plastid RNA polymerase complex. Lineage: Eukaryota; Viridiplantae; Streptophyta; Magnoliopsida; Asterales; Asteraceae. Bases 45 to 587 code for a protein of 180 amino acids. The transcript has 4 exons. Gene Ontology annotation, biological process: plastid transcription.